ACUGAGAGAAAGAAAAAAAACUGUGAGAGAAUAACAUUUGGCUGCUGAAGUCACUGGAAAGAUGGGGUGCCACAUACAUGAAGGUAAAAAGUUGGUUUUGGUGCCCAUUGAAAUCUCUGGUAGCCCAGUCAAUUGACUCGGUCAGUCAAGAGUUAUAAUCAACUCACUAUUUUAGAAAACAAAAUUAAUUUAACAAAAUACUGCUUUUCUUUCUCCACUUUCAAUUGCAUGGCUCCAACUAUUCAACCUCUCUUUUAUACAACAAUAAUAAAGAAAGAAAAACCAGGAGAACCAGCAAUAAAUUAUUGUACUGGAAAAAGCAGGCAGAAGAAAACUCAUGGAAAUUGGAUAUCAAAGGAUUGGAAAUCACAGAAGAUCUACAGAGUCGUUUUGGCUUCCAUUUAACCUUAACAAACCCUUUGCUAAAUACUCUCUUCUUUUCUUCAUCUUCCUCCUCGUACUUGUUUCAUGCUUGUGGACAACCGUCCUCGACUCAACCUACGUAAGUAAGGCAUUGCAAAGCAGGGGAGAAUUUCCACUCAACUGCUCAUCUGGUAACAAUACAAGAACAUGUCCUGUAAAUUACUACCCAUCAGACUACAAAAUCAUUAAUGGCAAGCCUUCAUCGUCUUCUCCAAAAUGUCCACAUUAUUUCCAUUGGAUACACGAAGAUUUAAAACCAUGGAGGACAACAGGAAUAACUGAAGAAAUGGUGGAGAGGGCUAAGAGGACAGCCAAUUUCAGGCUAGUAAUUUUGAAUGGAAGGGCUUAUGUAGAAACAUAUGAAAAGGGGUUUCAAACUAGAGAUGUUUUUACAUUAUGGGGAAUUCUUCAGUUGUUAAGAAGGUACCCUGGAAAAAUUCCUGAUCUUGAUAUGAUGUUCGAUUGUGUCGAUUGGCCUGUCGUAAGAUCAAGUGAUUUUGCUGGAGAAAAUGCAAUUGCUCCACCGCCUUUGUUUCGAUAUUGUGGAGAUAGUCAAACGUUGGAUAUUGUUUUUCCUGAUUGGUCUUUUUGGGGAUGGGCUGAAAUCAAUAUAAAGCCAUGGCAAGACUUGCUGAAGAAUCUUGACAAAGGGAAUAGGAUGCAGAGAUGGGAAGACAGGGAGCCAUAUGCUUACUGGAAAGGCAAUCCAGAAGUUGCUGAGAAGAGAAUGGAGCUCAUUAAGUGCAAUGUCAGUGAGAAUCAGGAAUGGAAUGCUCGCAUCUAUGAGCAGGAUUGGAAAAAGGAGAUAAAGCAAGGAUUCAAGCAUUCUGAUUUAGGAAAUCAAUGUCACCAUAGAUACAAAAUAUACAUUGAAGGAUCUGCAUGGUCUGUUAGUGAGAAGUAUAUUCUUGCCUGUGACUCAGUUUCUUUGCUAGUAACACCUCACUACUACGAUUUCUUCUCAAGAAGUUUGAUGCCACUAGUCCACUACUGGCCCAUAAAUGAAAAUGACAAGUGCGCAUCCAUUAAGUUUGCAGUCGACUGGGGCAAUAAAAACAUGAAGAAGGCACAAAAAAUGGGUAAAACUGCAAGCAGUUUCAUUCAAGAAGACAUGAGGAUGGAGUAUGUGUAUGAUUACAUGUUUCAUCUGUUAAAUGAAUAUGCCAAGCUGCUUAAAUACAAGCCUGGUGUGCCCCAAAAUGCAAAUGAACUCUGCUCAGAGAUAAUGGCAUGCCCAGCAGAAGGUAUUGAGAAGAAGCUAAUGAUGGAAUCCAUGGUGAAUGGACCAAUUGAUGAAACUCAAUGCAAAAUGCCUUUACCCUUUGAUCAAUUGUCUCUUGACUCAUUGCUUAAAAGAAAAGAAAGUUCCAUAGAAGAGGUCCUUUCAUUGGAGAAACAAUAUUGGCAGGAGCAAAAAGAGAAAACGUAGAAAUUAGGUUAAUGCUAAAAUUAUUUUGUACCAAUUUUUUGGUGAUUAUAAAGUCACGAAAGGAAUUUUCCAUACCACGAGCCUGAAUGGAGAUACAAUGUUUGGGUAUGAGUUCGGACUAACUUGAUAACUUUUGUUCGGACUAUUGAAUACGUAUAAAUAUUUAAUUGCAAACUCAUGAAUAA
Capsicum annuum is the source of this 2037-nucleotide messenger RNA. Its product is annotated as O-glucosyltransferase rumi homolog. The transcript has 7 exons. The record is from RefSeq and is a predicted model, not a curated record. The coding region runs from base 338 to 1852 and encodes 504 amino acids. Lineage: Eukaryota; Viridiplantae; Streptophyta; Magnoliopsida; Solanales; Solanaceae.